This is a messenger RNA of Papaver somniferum (opium poppy), 3948 nucleotides long. RefSeq lists its product as uncharacterized. The coding region runs from base 381 to 1949 and encodes 522 amino acids. The transcript is spliced from 6 exons. NCBI's taxonomy places the organism in Eukaryota, Viridiplantae, Streptophyta, Magnoliopsida, Ranunculales, Papaveraceae. The record is from RefSeq and is a predicted model, not a curated record.
CCCAUUCAACUGAGUCAGUUAUAGAUCUGACUCGUUUUAGACCACAAACUUCUUAUCUAGAAAAAAGGAAAUCUCGAUCUCUCAUAAACUUAUCUCUUUUUCUUUCCUUACUCUCUCUCAUUGUUUAUUUCUGCAAACUUUCUCAGGCAAUAUCAAUUCUCAUCGAAAAAUUGUAUCAUCGAAUUGAUAUACAGCAUUGUAAUUCACAACAAAUUAUGAGGUAGUCAGGGUCUUUAUUCCGCGACAAAUUUAUUAAGCUUUUAACUCUAACUUGAGAGGAUUUAUGAAGUGAAGAAACAAUGAUUUGAUUUCAGAACUCAACAGAUCAACAAUCUCAUAAGAUGUUUCGACAUCGUGUAACUACUCCAAGUAAAUAAUGGAUGACUGCACCCAAGGGUUCACCUCGAUGGAUUAAAGGUGUUCAAUCUUUCAUCCAAUUUACAGAAGAGAGUCUUGGUGUAGGUAUCAAAGAAUUUCGAUGUCCUUGCAUGAAAUGUAAGAAUUUUGGUAGUUUACCAAAAUCUCUAGAUGAUGUACAUGGGGAUAUCCUUGAUAAUGGGUUCUUACUGUCAUUCCGAAUAUGGAUCCAUCAUGGAGAGCAAGCUCGGGUGAAUAAUGUUAAUGCUCCCACCUUACCUGCAAAUAAUGUUGUGAAUUAUGCUGCUGUGUCUCAUUCGAAAAUAUAUGACUUGUUCAAUGAGGCGCAUGGAGGUGUACUUGGUCUUGAUACCGCUGCAGAAUGUCUUAAUGAUCCUGAUCACCUGCCGGUUGCUACUGUUGAAGAUUUUUCUGGUGUCAAUGUUCAAGAUAAGGCUACUGUCGAUUGCAAGAAGAGGUUGAAGGAUGCAAUGCAACCCUUAUUUCCAGGUUGUGGUGAUGAACAUACAAAACUGUCAGCAACAGUUGAGUUGUUAAGUAUGCAGGCAAGGUAUCAAUGUUCUGAUGUUUUCAUGACAGAGUUAUUGGGAUAUAUGAAAACUAUUCUACCAGCUGGGAACACGUUACCAUCUACUUGUAGUAAAUCUAAGCAGAUGAUCAACCCAUUUCAGUUGCCGGUGCAAAUUAUUCAUGCUUGUAUUAACAAUUGUAUUCUCUAUUGCAAGGAGUAUGCCAAUGAUGAUAAGUGUCCUAAAUGUGGUGAAAGUAGAUGGCAAAAACCACCAGAAGGGAGUAGUCCAACUGCUAAAAAGGUUUCGGUGAAGAGACUAAGGUAUUUUCCGGUCACAGAAAGGUUACAACGGAUGUAUGGCACCGCGUGGAUUGCUGAGUUGAUGACAUGGUAUGCUAAGGUUCAAGAAAGUGCUACACACAUGAGACAUCCGGUGGAUUCUGCACAGUGGAAGGAGAUUGAUAAGAAGUGGCCUGAGUUUGCUUCAGAAAAAAGAAAUGUUCAUCUAGGAUUAACAACAGAUGGUUUUAAUCCUUUUGGAAUGAUGAGCACGCACAUUACUUGGCCUGUUAUGAUUGUUUGUUACAACCUUCCACCAUCUGAAUGCACGACAAAGGAUUUCACAAUGUUAACCCUGCUGAUUCCUGGUCCACUUGGUCCCAACCAUAACAUUGAUGUUUAUUUGCAGCCACUGAUCGACGAGUUAAAUGAGUUAUGGUCACUUGGAGCAAUAACCUACGAUGCACAUACGAAGACUGACUUUACAAUGAGAGCAAUGUUGUUGUGGUGUAUACAUGACUUUCCUGCGUAUGCGCAUGUUUCUGGUUUGCGAACUUCUGGAAAACAUGGUUGUCCUGUGUGUGGAGAAAAUACAGAGGCAUUUUGGCUAAAAUGCGGUUCCAAAUUUUCUUAUAUGGGUCAUAGAAGGUUUCUAAGAGAUCGGUUUCACCCUUAUAGAAAGAAAACAUCCCAAUUCAACGGAAGAGAGGAUUUAAGGGUUGCACCAAGACGUUUGAGUGGCGGUGAACUGUUCCACAAGACAGCAACUGCAGAUAAAUAAUUUGGGAAGUUGGUAAAGCGGCCUGCCGUUGAUUCUCCUUGGUCAAAGAGGUCAAUCUUUUUUCAGCUCCCGUAUUGGAAGUUUCUACAAAUCCGGCACAAUGUGGAUGUCAUGCAUGUAGAAUAGAAUUUUGCAGAGAAUCUGUUUGGAACUUUUAUGUGCCAUAAAGAUAAGUCUAAGGAUGGGGCUCCAGCGCGAAGAGAUUUAAAAAUGCUAAACUUAAAGCCUAGCCUGUGGUUGAUGGAAAGGAAUGGAAGAGACAUACUCCCUCCUGCACCUUAUUGGAUGUCUAAGAAAGAAAGGGAAGUUAUUUGUAAAACUUUCAGCACACUUAAAGUUCCAAUUGGUUACAGUGGGAAUUGGAAAAAAAAAGUAUGCUUGAAAGAGUUCCAAUUGAAGGAUCUAAAGUCGCACGACUAUCACAUCCUUAUGCAGGGUUUAAUGCCUAUUUUUUUAAUGCAUUGUUUCAAAAAACAGAAACCUUUGCGCGAGGCAGUUAGAAACUUGUCGUUGUUUUUCAAAGUCAUUACCUCUAAGGUUAUUGAACGUGCUGAGCUUCGUGUAAUGCAUGAUCGUGUCGUGGAGUCCUUAUGCGUGUUUACCAAUUGGAGUCCUUAUUCUUUUGCUUUAUUCUUUUAUCAACUCAGUAAACUUACAAAUACUUGUUUACCAAUUGUAUGUGCAGGAUGAUGAGAGUCUACAAGGUUCUUGGUCGCAACAAGAAUUAUAUAGAAGACUCUAUUACAAGACAGCAUGACGUUAAUGAAGGAGCGCGCCGUUGCGGCGAGAUCCUUCCCGAUGCGAAGCGAAAGUUUUUUAAGUGUCGUGGAAAGAUAGAGAAGCCCUGUGAUGCUUAUGAAGGUCCAUACCCAGUUGGUUCGCAAGGAAAAUCAUGUUCAUUAACCAACUUACAGUAUGAACAAAUUCGUUUGUGGAUAUUGAGACACGCAGAUGAAAAUACUGAAUGGGAAGCGAAAUACGCUAUAUAUCUUCGCAACUUUAACCAAAGUCGUAUGGGAAGGAUGAAGUGUUUGGACUACAUUCCGUGGCUACAAGAACAACUUGAAGGCAAUUCCAUGACAGAUUUCCGUAGGCUGGCAAUUGGUCCUUCCUUUUCGGCAGUUUCGUAUAAUGCAUACUUUAUUAAUGGAUAUCUUUUCUAUACAACUGAUGCAGAAAAAGGUUUUAGUACACAAAAUAGUGGAGUUACCAUGGAUGCUUGUACCAGUUUCAGAGCAAGUUUGAGAGAUACUAACCUUGUCGAUGAUGAUACUACAUACUACGGAAUUCUGCAAGAUAUAUUUGAAGUGGACUAUGGAGUUUUCACAGAAUUUGUUUUUAACUGUCAUUGGGUGCGAAUGGAAGACAAAGUAAAGGGAUCAUAUGUAGAUCGAGAUACAAACUCAAGGUUUGUCAACUUCGAAAGGUUUAUGAGGAGCUCAAGAGAAGCCGACGAGCCAUUCAUCCAUGCUUCUCAAGCUAGACAAGUUUUUUACUGCCAAGAUGUGACAAGGAAGCAUUGGAAUUUGGUUUUGGAAUCUCCAAUAAGAUCACACCCCAAUAAGAACGCUUAUGAAGAUCUAUUUGUCUUUACUGGAGUCGCGAAUGAAGCUCCAUCAAUUUCGACAACUGUUGGAGAUGAUGAGUAUUGGAAUGGAGAUGCUCAGGCCAAUGAUGAGUAUUGGGAUCAAUAUGCUGAGGAAAUUACCUGAAUGUGGAUUGUGGCAUAUAUGCAAUCAUGUAGACAGUUACACCUAAUUACAGAAAGGUACGCCAUUAUGAAGUAGAAAUAACUUCUUCAUCAUCAUCGGAUUUUAUAAUUUUGCUGUUUAAUCAAUAUUAGUUCAUCGUUUUGUAAUAGAAUCCUAGAACUACAUAUUACACUGGUCAGAACUACAUAUUUAAUCCUUUGUGUAAUUUGAAACCAAUGAAUCAAUGAAUGUUAAAUUGAAUCUUUAUUUGUGUGCAAGUGUAAUUUGAUUCUCAUUUUUAUUUGAUU